AUGUCAACGGCAAUGGCACCACUGUUUUGUGAGUCUACUUCGAAUCCAACACCCAUCUUCUGGUUGGGUAUUAUUUCACCUGUCUUGAUUACAGCGUUCCAUCUCUUUCUGUAUGGGGUCUAUGUCGUGCUCUUCCAAAUUGGGAUAGUCGUGCUGAAAAGGCGGCCUGAUACUCCGGAUCGGCUCUUUCACCAAAUCACACUCGCCAUUCUAUUCUGUCUGACAUCGCUCAGUGUUCCAAUUAACCUGGUACAUGAUACCGCAAAUGUCGCAUUAUGGUUAUGGCCCUAUGAUGUGAUUAUGAAAGUUAAACACCUUGUGAUCAUACUAGGUAUCAUCCGUUAUGUGAUCCUCCUAUUGAUGGGCUUGACUGUGGAUGCGAUCCUGAUUUUUCGGUUCUUUGCUAUUUCAAGAUAUCAAAAACGCUUCAUGGUAAUCCCCAUAGUAAUCUUCAUAUCAAUUGACGCCGGGGCUAUGACAUCCGGGACAUGGGCUAAGGUGUCAUCAUUGUUCAAGCAGCCGGUCUCACCAGCAGACCCACGAUCUUCGUAUCUUGACAUUCUGACCAUGAUCUUCCUUGGCUGCAAUAUAAUUCUAACCCUCCUUCUAACUCUGGCAAUGGCGCGUCAAAUAUGGUUGGCCAAACGCCAGAAUCGAAUUCUUUUCCCUAACACCAGCGGAAAACGGUUCACUACGAUCAUCUCCAUUCUACUGGAGUCGUGUGCUUUAUAUAUCAUCUCCCUCAUUAUCUACGCUGUUGCCAUUCCGUUUUACGUUGAUUUGGGGUCAAUUAUGAUACAAAUCGGGGGGUUAGCCCCGACUCUUCUUAUCGUUCGCGCCAAUAUCCCACAGAACCAGGACAGGAACAUUGAAACUAAGCCGCGCCAUCUUCACCCUAAUCAGCGUGCUACUGCCCAUCCAGCGUCUUCAACUCACCCUAUUGUGUUGAACGUAGUUCGGGACACUUCUGGGGUUUGA
This is a messenger RNA of Marasmius oreades (fairy-ring Marasmius), 978 nucleotides long. RefSeq lists its product as uncharacterized. NCBI's taxonomy places the organism in Eukaryota, Fungi, Basidiomycota, Agaricomycetes, Agaricales, Marasmiaceae. The record is from RefSeq and is a predicted model, not a curated record. Bases 1 to 978 code for a protein of 325 amino acids. The transcript is spliced from 9 exons.